GGAUCUGUAAAUACAACAACACGAGGAGAAUGAUGAACAUGGACGAAAAUGAAUCAGAUUCGGACAUCGAGGAGAUACAGGAAGCUCUUGCGGCAGGUAAAAUUCAACCAGGACUUAUUGUGCAAGAGCAAAAGAAACAUUUCAUCAAUAACAAGGAGGGGCUAAAGGACAAAAUUAAAGAAUUUUCAUUGGACAGUUUGAAAUGGAUUGAAAGAUUGGUCCUGUCUAGCAAACAAAAUGAUGCCUCAGUUGACAAUGGGGAAACAGAUGGUGAUCAGCUGCAAAAUGAUGAUUUUAAUAGGGAACUUAAAUUCUACAGACAAGCACAAGCAACUGUUUUAGAGGGUCUUGCACGACUUGCCAAAUUAUCUGUUCCAACCAAAAGGCCAGAAGACUAUUUUGCUGAGAUGGCAAAAUCUGAUGAACACAUGAAAAAAGUUCGUUCCAAGUUGUUAGAAAAGAAAAUCUCUAUGGAAAAAUCUGAAAAGGCAAAGAAGUUGAGAGAAAUGAAAAAAUAUGGUAAAAAGGUGCAAGUGGAAGUAUUACAGAAAAGACAAAAAGAAAAGAGAGAAAUGCUUGAAUCUGUUAAGAAAUUUAGGAAAGGACAAGUUGAUAAGCUUGAUAUUUUUGAUGAAACAAUUGAGAGGCAACCUAAGCAACAAAACCAAGGAAAACAAAUUCAAGGGAAGCAACAGUUCAAGCCUAACAAAAAGCGAGAGUAUAAAAACAAAAAGUUUGGCUUUGGUGGGCAAAAAAAGAGGUCAAAGUACAAUACAGCAGAGAGUUCAGCUGAUCUUAGAGACUUUUCAAGAGGUCCAGGAAAAAGAAACUUUAAGAGCAAGCCACAAGGAAAAAACAGUAAAAGACCAGGAAAAAACAAACGAAAAACAAUUAAGAAUAAAAAGAAGUAACCAUUUAACAUUGCAUAGUUUUUGUUGUUUCUUUAAUGCGAUUAUGACA
Messenger RNA from Physella acuta, 960 nucleotides. Its product is annotated as putative rRNA-processing protein EBP2. The record is from RefSeq and is a predicted model, not a curated record. Gene Ontology annotation, cellular component: preribosome, large subunit precursor; nucleolus; nuclear periphery. Gene Ontology annotation, biological process: ribosomal large subunit biogenesis; rRNA processing. NCBI's taxonomy places the organism in Eukaryota, Metazoa, Mollusca, Gastropoda, Physidae.